GUCCUCUCUCUCACCCCCCAGAUUGGUGGCCCCUGGAUCGUGUGGCGGACUACGAUGCUGAGGUCGUUCCCUUCGACGGGAAGCUGCACACAGACACACGCCGCGGCUCAAUGAACUCUCGCUCCGAGCCGGAACAACACUAGAGGAACUCAUCCAAACCAGCCAGGGAGGACGCAGGGUAGGGGGGAAGGCUUUCACGGCGACACCAGUCCCAGGAGCCAUGGCAGCGACGGAGGUGUGCGCAGCACCCGUCCAGGAAGACGGCGCAACGGGAACCAAGUCGGAGGCGGAGACGGCCCCCUCAGACGCUGUGAACAGCGAGGUCGUGGAGAAAGAGACUGAGGUUGUGAACAAAGAGGUCAUGAACAACGAGGUCGUCAAUGACGAGGCGGCCGGCGCGGAGACCUCUCCCGCAGCGACGGAGGAGGAGGCCAAGCCCGCCGACGGCGUUGCCGAGGAGACCCCGGCGGCGAGCACAGAGCCGCCGGCGGAGGGGAAGGCCAAGCCGGCCCACGACGGGAUCUGGGACUCCUUCCUGAACAAGAGCGGCCUGGGGAAGGUGAUGGGCGGGAGGAAGAAGAAAGAGCCGAGCGCCGGGGGCGAGGAGGCCGGCGCCGAGGGGGCGGAGCCACAGGAGAAGGUCAACGGGGAGGAGGCCCUGGCGGAGGGGGCGGAGUCAGGGGCGGCGGCGGCCGAGGACCAGGCCGUGGAGAAUGCAGCGGAAGGCGACGAGGGUGCUGAGGGGAAGAAAGAGGGGAAGGAGGCCAAGCCCAAGCACGGGGAGAAGUCCAGCGUCAGAGACAUGAUCCGCAAACCCGUGGCCCGGAUCUUCUCCCACAAAAGUACGGACAAGAAGGACGCGGCGGACGGGGAGCCCCAGAAACCAGUCCGGUCCAAGUCCCUGGACCGCCUGGAGGACCCCGAGGCCUGCAACGCCGCGGCCGAGCCGGCAGACCCAGCCGAGGAGAGCCAGGUUGAAGACGCCGAGGCCCAGAAGCCCUCCACCUCCACUCCCUCCUCCUCCUCCACCAAACACAUGAAGCGUUGGCACUCCUUCAAGAAGCUGAUGGCCCAGCGCACCCACAAGAAGGGCUCCGACGACCCCAAGGACACCGAGGUGGUGGAGGCCGAGGCCGAGGCCGGGGCAGGGGACAGCUCCACCCUGGACUCCAAGGGGGAGAACAGCGGGCAGAAGAGGUGGAAGCUCAAGAGGUCCUGGACCUUCCAGGGCCUGAAGAGAGACUCGUCUGUCGUUGGUCUCAGCAAGGUCGCCAAGGGCUCCGACAAGGAUGCCACGGACGCCAAGGGGGAGGAGCCGGCCACGGCCGAUGGCGAGCCGGCAGCCACUGGCGAAUCAGAGGAGGCCAAGGUGGCUGAAGACGGCGAGGCGGCGGAGAAGGCGGAGGGAGAGGACGAGAAAGGAGCGGCGGCUGCCGGAGGCACAGUCUCGCAGCACGCCAACGAGAUCUGGACUUCCUUCAAGAAACGCGUCACCCCCAAGUCGAAAAAGCCGGCGGCGGAGAGUGCGGCGAGCGGGGAGGAGGAGGGUGCGGCGGCCGCCCCGUCAGGUGACCAGGAGCAGACGGAGGACCUGGCGUCCGGCAAGGAACCCAAGACUGCCAAGGCCAAGCGUACGCACUUCAACCGCGCCGUGUCGCUGAAGAACUUCAUCCUGCGGAAGGGGAAAAGCACCAGCGUGGACCAGCCAGACGACCCGCCGAAGGAGGGCGAGGAAGAGGCGGAGGGGGCGGCGGCGAGCGCCGACGGCGAGGCGGAGCCAGCAGCCGGCGAGGCUGCGAGCGCUCCGGGCGACAGCGGCGAGAAGGCCACCGAGGCUCAGGUGGCCGCCGAUCACACGGCCGAGGGCGGCGAGGAGAAGCCGGCCGACGCCACGCCGGCUCCAGCGGCUGCCGCCCCCACGCCAGAGAAGAAGAGCGACGCGGUGGCCGAGCCCGCCUCCGCACCGGCGCCCGCCGCGCCCGAGGUCACGACCAACGGGGAGAACGGGUGCACGAACGGGACAACGGAGGACGACGCCACGCACAAUCACGAGAGCAGCCCCAAGAAGGACGACGUCAACAACACCGCCGCCAAGAAGGACGCCAAGAUGGCCAAGGCUUCGCAGGGGAACGCAGUCGCCCAAAGCGAAAAAAAGGCGGGAAACGUGUGAGGCCACACAAAGAGGAUUAGAUCUGCAUGGGAUUCGCUUGUUCAGCGCGGAGUUCUGACCCCGCCCCUCUCCCCCACACUGCCCCUCCCCCACCCCCCGAAUAACGGAGUAAUCACAUGUUUGCGCCACGAUUCACCAUGGUGAGAGCGAUGCAAUCCAUAUAGAUUGAAAAAAAAAAAAAGAUUUAAAUUUACUCAAAAAGCAAUAAUUCAGUCAUCGUCAAUCAUUAGCAGUUCUUGCUUCCCAUUUCACCCCUGUACUUUUUAUUUGUUUUGCUUGUUCUCUUGUGAGAUUUUAUAUUGUCUAAAGAAAGAGAAAAAAAAACAAAACGAAAUUGAAACCGAGACAUUCCACUCUUUGUCAAAUGUUAUAUUCUCUAACGAUCUCUCAUGCCAGGAUAAAAAAAGACUGUUAGUUUUAUAUCAAUGGCCAUUAUGUCUGUAGUUAUUCCUAAUAGAUAUUUCAGAGUGCUCCAGAACACUAUGUCUGACCCGAAGACCGCUCCCCUCCCUCCCUCCCCCCUCCCUCCCUCACUCCCCCCAUGUAUGUGGACCCAUUAAAGGAAUGUGUUCUGAUCUCUGUGUUAAUGUUUUUAGACUGUUCUCCUGUGUACAUGAACAAACCACCAUAAAAUAUUAAAUCGAAAAAACGA
Molecule: messenger RNA, 2822 nt
Organism: Osmerus eperlanus (European smelt)
Lineage: Eukaryota; Metazoa; Chordata; Actinopteri; Osmeriformes; Osmeridae
Product: A-kinase anchor protein 12
Exons: 2
Coding region: 221-2170 (649 amino acids)
Source: RefSeq, a predicted model, not a curated record